This is a messenger RNA of Brettanomyces nanus, 1878 nucleotides long. RefSeq lists its product as uncharacterized. Lineage: Eukaryota; Fungi; Ascomycota; Pichiomycetes; Pichiales; Pichiaceae. The coding region runs from base 1 to 1878 and encodes 625 amino acids. The record is from RefSeq and is a predicted model, not a curated record. The transcript has a single exon.
AUGUCCACAGAAGUGUUACCAUAUACCGAUCCGUUACUGGAGUUGUUAAAAGACCCCAAUCUAAACAAAGAGAAAGAGAAAACACAAGAGUUGGUUGAAUACAUUGAAGAAAUAAAAGACUCGAGCUUAAAAUCAUGGUGUAUAGAAUCUUUCGAGAUUCUUCGAGACUUGGAGAAGAUUGAGGUUAAACUCAACAAUUGGGAGUUUCAGACGUUGGAUUUCAAUAUAUCGGUGGAUUCUAUCAUGAUGAACGAAAAGGACGUCAAAAGAAGAAAGUUUAAUUUAGAGCUGGCUAAGCGUGUAUCAAAGCAUUGCUUGGAUUUGCAUAAUCUUUUGGGAGAUUUGAGUGUGGAGAUAGAUGAGUUGAGUUCUUUUUCUAAGAGAUUGUCACCUAUACAGAAGAUUAGUGACCCAGGUACCAUUCUCACAGAGCUCAACUUGAGGGUGAUUCGACUACAGAACAUUCUUACUGAUCAAAUCUCCAUCCAUUAUUCAAGGGCAAGAUUAGUCAAUAUGGGAAUCAGUUUGGAAGAUCUUGUACACAACAGCAGUAAAGAAGAAGAGUUCCCUUCCGAAAGCAGUGGUAUCAAUAAUGCGACCGUCAAAAAUUACAAACAGUUUGUUAAUAAUCUACUUCAGCAGUUGAACAAAUGUGUCAGUACUAAUGAUACCAUUGGGGCAAUGGAAUGUAUUGCAAUUGUUAAUGAUGUGGAAAAGAUGUUCUUGACCAUGAAAGCUCAACGACAAGAGGAAACACAGAGAAAGAUUGAAGACAGAGAAAGGAAGCAGCGGCAGAAAGAAACAGACCAGUACGAGUUACAACGUGAGUUGACUCCACCUUCUUCUACAGGCGAAGAGGAAGAGAAGUUAAAGAAUGAAUCGCAUAGAAUGGAACCGGUUCUAGAGGAAAGUCCCGCUACGGAAGGGGAAGCAUCUAUAGACUCUGAUACAGAUUUAAACAAGGAAGACAGUGCGGAGAUAUCAUUUAAUGUGGAUGAAAGACGAAAGAGGCGCCUGAACAACGACAAAAUGUCGGUGAAUCUAGAAGAUUCUGUGUUACAUAAGACUACACUUGCUGAAAAGCUUCCGUUCUUGAUGUCAGCAUUUGACGAAGCGAAAGCUGCUGAAUUGGGAUUGAAAGAAGUAGUGUCACAUCAGUAUGAUGAUACCAAAACUGUGAACAAAAAGAGUAUCCCCUUGGUGAAUAAGAAGGCAGCACAUAAGUCAUACUUAGAAGAGAAGGAAGAGGAGAACAGAGAGGAAGAAGGUGACUAUCUUGAUGAGGAAAGCUUGGAAGAUUCCAAUGAACCUACAAUGAACAUUCCAUCAUACUUACCACCAUUGGGUAAGCCUUCUAUAUUGAACGCUUUCUUUCAGCCUAAAAUUAUGGAUCCUAUCUACAUUUCAACAUCUCAGCAAACGGAGGUUGAACAGAAGGCCGCUCAGGCUAAGCAUUCACGAUAUAUGAGAAGAUUGACAGGAUCGGCUGUGAAAGAAAAGCUUUUGAAAUAUCAACAGAAUGAACAGCUUCGGGAUCUUAGUCUUUCCACGGAUAAAUUGACGUCCAUCGAAGUUGGCAGAGGCAGAGUGAAAGAAACUGUGAAGGAGAUUGAGCAACAGUUACCUACAGGAGCUCUCCCGCCAUCUCCAGUGAGGGCAUCCGAUUCACAGGGUAAUACGAUAGGCGUUACUACUUCGGGAUCAGAGGGAGAUGCGGACGUCGCUGAAGAAUCUGUACCGACAGAAAUAAAACCUAUCAGAAGGGCAUUGUUCAUAGAAUCACUACGGCCACAAACUCUCCGGUGGGGCCUAGGUAAUCAGAAUCAAGGAGAGAAACUCAGCGACAACAAUAUCAAUAUAGAGGACACAGUGGAUUGA